GAGAGACACAAAGCAAAGGAAAGUUUAUUUUCUUCUUCUUGUUCUUCUUAAAGGGUGGCGUUGUCUGAAGGGUUCUCACAGAGCACGCUAAGCUGAAAACCAGUCAGGCGUCUCUCAACAAGACGGACAAUCAUGAUGUCGCCCGACGACCGAGCCCUCGAGGACCUGUUGUACACCGGUGACCUUGGUGACGCAGCCGAGGGGGCGGAGCUGGGCGGCGGCCCGGCGGGGCUGGAUGACAGCACUGCUGCAGACAAUUCUCAGACUCCGACAGCCGUGUCCAUCCAGGAGCCAAUGAUGUGUGCUGGCUGCGGUGAGCAGGUGUGCGACCGCUUCUUCCUGUUGGCUGCGGGCAGGGUGUGGCACAACACCUGCCUCCGCUGCAGCCAGUGUCAGUGCGAGCUGCAGACACACCCCUCACUUUACUGGAGAGACGGGAACAUCUACUGCCAACAAGACUACUGCAGGCUGUUUGGAGGCGGUCAGUGCGCUCGCUGCUUCCAGCCAAUCCCAGCUUCUGCUUUGGUCAUGAGGUCUGGUGAGCUGACCUUCCAUCCUCACUGCUUCUCCUGCCAGGAGUGUGAUGUGAAACUGAUACCAGGGAACCUGUACUGCAUGGAGGGCCAGAGCCUGUACUGUCAGUCACAUUACCACGGCGACGGGAGCAUCCUGUUGUCACAUGAUCUGCAGCCCAACGCAAAUCUGAGAGAAGCAGCUCAAAAUCAGGUCUCAGGUGAAGGGGAGGAGUCCGUCAGCAGUCCCGAGCCACGACUGGAUGACAGGGUGGUGAGAGGGCGGGCCCGCAGGCGGACCAAGCGAAUCAGGACGUGUUUCCGCAGCGAGCAGCUCAGAGCGCUGGAGUCGUAUUUCGCCCAGAAGCACAACCCGGACGGUAAAGACUGGACCUGCCUCGCUCAUAAGACCGGCCUGCCCAAGAGGGUCCUGCAGGUGUGGUUUCAAAACGCUCGGGCCAAACUGAGACGUUCCCUCAGCGCAGACGACUCUCAGGUCAACUCACCCUCUGCUCCCCCGAGAGGCGUAACCGUGGCGACUGGCUCCCCGUACCCGGCCUGCUCCCCACCUGACCAAUCGCAGCCCUUCCCCACCAGCACCAUUGACCAGCUGCAGCUGUCCCUGCUCACCGCCCCGCUCAGCGACACGCAGACGAAUCCCGCCAUCAACCAGUCCCAUCAGCUGCAGCAGCCCGCCUUCUUCCUGGACUACGAUUCCCAGAGUGCACCAGGCUGUAACUCCUCUCUGGAGGCCUACGAGGACUUUAGAGAUGCAGGAGGAGGAGACGCGGAAGGAGAAGGGGAUCCUGGUAGUUCUUUUAGGCAACAUUACUGCUAGCUGAGGGUCCACGCAGCCCGGCCAGAUGCACCACAGUCCCUCUUCUCCGACCGUCUCCUUCACUGAUGUUGAACUGGAUCUUUCAUUAUUUUCACACAGUUUAACUGUAAAUGUUUGUUUUAGUCUGCUCGGGUUUGUAUUUGCUCUUCUACCACUUAGAGUGACAGAAACUGGACGUUACUUAGUCACCGGUUAAACCCAUCAGCUGAACCGUGACUUCAGGUUUUGGCUGUCCAGUUCAACUGCUUCAGCCGUCUGUUUAAACCUUUCAUCCAUUAUUUGUACCUGCUUGAACAAUUCAUAGGAGCUGAAUGCUUUCACAGCUUUAAGCUUUUUCACCCUUUAAAACUAUUAUCUUACUACUUCAGCCACUGCUUCGAGAUGAUCGUUUCACACAAUUAUCACUUACUUUAGGUUAUUUAAGCAUUAGUUAGUUUAAGGUUAGUUAAGCAUUUGCUAUUAACAUUGAGCACAAAUGGUUAACUAGUCAGCUAGCUUACUUUUACAGCCAGUUUCCUGUUUCCUGUCAGUUUCAUCUCAGCCCACGUCAGCUUUAUGGCUGUAAAUCUCCUUAUGUAUGAAUGUGUCUACUUGUUAUUGGUCUUAGUAGUUGAUAACUAGUUAAUAGUUAAUAAUAACCAGCAUAAUAACAAUGGAACAACAAAAAGCACCUUCCGCAAAACACCUUGAUGAUCUCUUCAAGCACGUUUUAACUCCCGGGCUUUAGCCCCUCUGAUGUUAGGCUACACUUUAUGUACCAGAUACUCGCUUCACACUCGUUCAAUCCUAACAAACGCCAGCUGUAAUCCAGUUUGUUCACUCAGCACUUUGAGAAUCGAUGUUCCUGAGGUUCAGCAGAAGAAAUAAUCUCAGUCCAGAGACACCUUCAGGAAUGAACUUCCUCACUCGGGUUCUGUACGACCUGGUGACCAACGCUUUGAGGCGUUCUCGUGACGUCACAUGAUUGGUGUAUGAUCAGAGCUCUUUCUGUGUGAAUAAACCUUCAGCAUUUCC
This is a messenger RNA of Scatophagus argus, 2364 nucleotides long. RefSeq names its product LIM/homeobox protein Lhx9-like. Bases 133 to 1350 code for a protein of 405 amino acids. Gene Ontology annotation, biological process: regulation of transcription by RNA polymerase II; neuron differentiation. Lineage: Eukaryota; Metazoa; Chordata; Actinopteri; Scatophagidae. The transcript is spliced from 7 exons. Gene Ontology annotation, molecular function: RNA polymerase II transcription regulatory region sequence-specific DNA binding; DNA-binding transcription factor activity, RNA polymerase II-specific. Gene Ontology annotation, cellular component: nucleus. The record is from RefSeq and is a predicted model, not a curated record.